CCGACGCGGGAAAGGAGGUUUUUCACUAAGCCUUUCUUUACUUUCGUUUAUGUUUUUGUUUCUCCUUUACUAAAAUAAGUUCUUUAAAUUCCAUAGAAAAAUAAUAUAAUGGACGAAAGCGAAAAAGCACAGAGCGAUCAAGAAGAAAUUGAGGAAGUGUCGAGUUCAAAAAAGGGCCUACUCAGUUCUGAUGAUUCCGACUCGGAGGAUGAAAUCGCACAAGAUCGGAGUAAAAAGAUGUCAGUUCUCAAAAAGAAAAGGGCGACAAUCGACAGCUCUGACUCAGAAUCUGAAGGGAAUGACAACCUUAAAGAAAAACUGAGCAAGGAUUUAUUCACAGAAUCGAGCGAUGACGAUGCAAAGCCACUUGAAACAAGCUUCGAGCAAAAUUGCGAGCCAAAGAAAGUAGAUAAAAGCGAAAAACGGGCCGGUCCUGGGAGAAAAUCAAAACAGAACGCUUUAGAGGAAAUAAGAAGCGAGACACAGCGUAUGAUCAGGGAGUCAAAAAUUUCUCUCCCAUAUCAUAGACCGAAGCAAAGGAGCCUUUCGGAUUUCCUGAACAGGAGGAAAUCAAUUCCUGGCAUUCCUCUUCGCAGUAGUUCUAAGGAAAUUACAAAAGUUUGGAAGCAAAUUGAAGAAAUGGAAAAAGAAGCUGAGUCAUUUUAUAUGUCUGAAAGUGACAAUGAAGAUGUCUCGAAUGAUAGUCCUGAUAAUCAGAAUAAAGAGGACAAGGAUGAGUGCGAUGUAACCAUUUCUGGUUUGACAUGCUCCACUGAAUCUCAUCAGAUGGCUGGUUCUGAAGAGUCCGCACAAAUGAAACACGCCGACAACAACUCUGGUUCAACCCAAAACGAUAAUUUAUCAGAACUCGACCUUCACCUCACGAUGACCGAAGAAUUCAAAAAUUCCGAACGACAGAAUGAAGAAAUCGAAACGAAUCAGUCACAAUCGACAUUGGAUGGAACCAUUCAGGAUGAAAAAGCACUGAAAGUGUCGAAUAAAAUUCAAGACGAGAGUGAAAAAAUGUUUUUGAAUGCUACUCUGAAUAAAAUUCCAAAAUUAAAUGGCACACCUGACGAAAUGAUAGAUUUAGAAGUAACAAAACCAAAACAAGGCGCUCUCGGGCUUUUGAAACGAUUCAUUAAGCACGCUUCUAUAAAAACUAAAAAAACCUUAAAAAAUGAUGUUACUCUCAACAUUGUGUCAAGUGAGAUAGAUGAAAAAGGCGAAAUUAUAAAUAUCAAAGAAGAGACUGUUAAAGUCAAAUCGGGUGAAAGUGCCAAGCCGGGGGAAAGCCUGGUUAAACUAAAAGCCACCCUGCAACAAAAAAUCGCCCUAUCGAGAGAAGAACAGCUCGCAAAAAAACACGAAGAAUUUAAACUAUACGAAGAAGAGAUCUAUGAAGGUGAGAAAGAUGUCUGUGAUCAGCUACCGAGUGAAGAUGAAGAAUUUGAAAUAGAAGAUUCCGAAGGAUGUUCGAGUUCUGACGAGGAUGAUGAAGACAAAGAAAAAGAGAAACUAUUUGCUGACAGUUUAGCUGAAGAAUCUGAUAAUGAGGUUGAUGGUGAUGAGUGUUCUCAAGUGGGAGAAAAUUCACAGGACACUGCUCUAGUGAGAGAUGAAGAAAGUAGCCGAUCUUCUGAGUCUGUAUCAUCCCAAAAUAAUUAUACAGAAGAAACUAUUAAAGUACCUACUUUACACGAAUUGAUGAAUGAAGAAUCUGUUGAUGACAAUUUACUUGCAUUGUGCUCUGGGAAAUUUUUCAGCCAACCCGUGAACUUGGCAGAUUUGGAAAAGGAUGAUAAAUUGAACUGUCCGAUCUCUGAAGACAUUGUGAGUUCGUCUAAUGAACUAAUUAAAGACAGAAACAACAUUACAUCUGAUGAUGAAGACGAUGACUUUGGUAUUUCGAAAAGCAAGAAAUGCAAAAAAUUAGUAUUUUCAGAUGAUGAAGAUAAUAUUAAUGAUGAUGAUAGCGAAAAAGUCGACGAGGAGAGUGACUCAGAUAACGGUGAUGAAGAAGUUGAAAAUGAUGGAAUUAAUGAAAUGGAUGAUGAGGAAGUAGAAGAUGAAGAAACUGAACUGGCGAGAAAAAUCAGUAAGGGGUAUUUAGACGGAGAAGCCGAGCUUUCAGAAUCGGAUUGGGACAGCGCAGAUGAAGACGAGAGAGGGUUGGAUAAUUUCGAAGCCGAGGAGGGCGACACGGACAAAAUCAACGAGCGAAAGCUCCAAAAAGAACUCGGAAAGAUUCACAUGAGAGAAAUAAUGGCCGAAGACAAACGUGAAAUUCGUUUGCUGCAAGAGCUGUUGUUGGAAGAUGGCGAUUUGCAUUCGGAUGGGCCUAAAAGAAAAAGGCUUUUCCGUUGGGCUAAUCAAGAUGAUGAUAAUGUAAACAUUAUCCGUGCUCUUGAUGAUGAUAAUGAACUCGAGGAAAAUGAAAAUCAUGAGGAUGAAGAAGCAUGGAGAAAGGAAAGGCUUGAAAGGGAAAAUUUCUUGAAGCAAAAAAAGAUUGAUAAUUUAAACAUCGUCAGUGAUGAUUCGAAUUUAAAUAUCAGUAAGGCAAGUGUUAAAAAUGUUUUGAAAACAAACGACUUCGCUUUGAAAUCUCCUGACCCAAAGAGCAAGUUUAAAUUAAUGACGAAUCGUGGGUCGUUUUUAACAAGGGGUGAGAAAAUAUUAUCAAGAAUCGCGACGAUGACAUCCGGCACUGUUGAAAACCCGUUGGCAAAUUCGAGAGGGCGGAAUAUGGUGUUCGCAAGGAUCUCGCCUUCAAAGGAAGCUCAAAAGAACAAUAACUUAACAAAGAGGAAAGGGGAAAAUUUAGAACCAAAAUUAUAUAAAAAAAUCAAAACAGAUCAAGUAAAAAAACCGAGCAUAUUCGACAAGUUAAAAAUGUCAGAUUAAUUUUUCCUUGUUUUAUGUUAUGACUUUUUAUGUUUAUGUCAUAGUUUAUUUAUUUCAUUUGAAAAUGUACAUUUGUAUUAUUACUGUAAAUAAAAGAUAAGUUUUGUUCAGACUGUUUGUAAA
Molecule: messenger RNA, 3027 nt
Organism: Cimex lectularius (bed bug)
Lineage: Eukaryota; Metazoa; Arthropoda; Insecta; Hemiptera; Cimicidae
Product: claspin-like
Exons: 19
Coding region: 109-2904 (931 amino acids)
Biological process (GO): activation of protein kinase activity; mitotic G2 DNA damage checkpoint signaling; mitotic DNA replication checkpoint signaling
Molecular function (GO): anaphase-promoting complex binding
Source: RefSeq, a predicted model, not a curated record